Penicillium odoratum is the source of this 627-nucleotide messenger RNA. RefSeq lists its product as uncharacterized. Bases 1 to 627 code for a protein of 208 amino acids. NCBI's taxonomy places the organism in Eukaryota, Fungi, Ascomycota, Eurotiomycetes, Eurotiales, Aspergillaceae. The transcript has 3 exons. The record is from RefSeq and is a predicted model, not a curated record. Gene Ontology annotation, biological process: cellular response to oxidative stress.
AUGUCUAUCGACGCUCUCAUCCAAGCGGCUCAGAACCGUCGCUCUAUCCACAAGCUGGGCAAGAACAGCACCGUCUCCGAUGCUAAGAUCGAGGAGCUUGUCAAUGCCGCUAUCUUGAACGUUCCCAGCGCGUUCAACACCCAGUCCACCCGCUUGGUUGUUCUGUUGAAGGACGAGCACGAGCGUCUCUGGGACAUCGCUGCCUCUGUCUUCGAAGGCCUUGUCGCAUCCGGCAGAGUCCCCGAAGAAACAUUCAAGAACCAGACCCUGCCCAAGCUGCAGAUGUUCAAGGCUGCCUUCGGAACCAUCCUCUUCUACGAAGACCCCGCACACAUCCAGCCCUACAAGGAGAAGUUCGCUACUUAUAAAGACCACUUCGAGACCUGGGCUGACCAGUCCAACGCUAUGCACCAGUACUUCCUCUGGACUGCUCUCGAGUCCCUUGGCUUCGGCGCUAACCUCCAGCACUACAACCCUCUCAUCAACGAGCCUGUUGCUAAGCAGUGGAAUGUGCCUUCUGAGUGGCGUCUUCUCGCUCAGAUGGUCUUUGGUAGCCCUGAGGCUACGGUUGGCGAGAAGGUGCAGAAGCCUGUUGAGGAGCGGGUCAAGAUCUUUGGCAAGCAGUAG